Symbiodinium natans is the source of this 2892-nucleotide messenger RNA. The record is from the annotation of a GenBank genome assembly. Lineage: Eukaryota; Dinophyceae; Suessiales; Symbiodiniaceae.
AUGGCGUCCUUUCGCUCAGCCGAAGCUGAAGCUCAAGACGGGCCGUUAACCUUUGAUGAGGCUUGCGGCCAAGUCAAUGGCAUGAAACUGCAAGGGCCGGAAAGACGACCUUUCCGGUCAGAUAGGGCGGUAGGAGAAGUUGAUGUGGGCGAUCUUCCUGUGCGGCACCUAGAAUCUAGUGUGGGACACAAAAUUGAGCAGUUCGCCGAUGCCCUCUUAUGCCACCCCAUCGAGAUCACAAGUGCCCUUUUCGAUAACCUCUACAAGAUUUGCUGCGAGAGCAAGUUUGCCCAGUUGCCUGAGCCUUUCAAUCUGAAGAAGGAACCCUCCGUGCCCUACACCAUGCAAAUCAUCAUUCAGUCGAGUGAGCCACCGGCAGGUGGAGAUCCAAACGGCUCCUAUUUCCACAUCUUCAAGCAUGUGUACUUGCAUCGCAACAAACUCACCGCAGCGGACUGUGUCGCUAUGUGUCACGGCACUUCUUUGAGAUUCGAAUGGGGACAUCAUACAAGAGUUGCUCUCAUGGGACUGAACUUCAUGAUGGACAAAAUGGGCGGUAAACAGCUUAGAUUUUGGGUACUCAAGCCCAAGUACGAGAAAAAAAUCACUGUGGACCAACAGGCCAGAGAAGAAGGCUACAAGUUCAUCAGGGACUUUGGCCCAAAGGCCAAUAAUCGCAACCAAUUCAUGGAGUGGACUGAUGAACACAUCAACAUGCCUGGGAGCAAGAUCGAGGGUUGGCCAGAGGGGAAGGUCAAGGAAGCACUGCACAAUCACAUGCGCGGCAGGCAGAAUGCGAAGUCGCUGGAAUACUGGCCCUUUACACUGAAGUCGUUCACACCGUGGUUCUUUGACAUCAUCCUCACGAAGAUGCUUCCCACCAUGUUCAAGCCGGGUGUGUUCGACGACGGCAUGCUCCAGAAAAUGGAUGCCUCUUUCCUGAAAGCCUUCCUCAACCCCUCUGUGUCUUUGUUUCGUGCUGGUCGGCAUGCUUGCAACAAUCCUUAUGAUCGCAGAGUCGAUGAGGAAGCAUUCGCCGCCAUGAACAGCCGGAAAAUCUGGGAAAUUCCACACGAGACAUUCCUGAAGCUGAUCAACCCAUCAUUUUGCGGUGUUGAUGAUGAUGAGGACAUGGCCGCAAUCUUGGCCCGAACCCAUCUCAUCGUACUCACUGACAAUGGCAUCUACUACCGAGUUGCGGCCACCAGCACUUCUCCUGCGCCAUUCAUUGAGUGGGAGAAAGAUCAACCCAAGGACUUGCUCGCACCAUCUUACCACGCAAUCUUCAAAGCCUACAAGCUCAAUCCUUCUCAGCAUCAACUUCCGGACUGCUAUCACGAAGACUGUGCUUGGUCACAAGAGAUGCUUCGCAGACUCCUGAAUGGAGAGACUAUCCCACGCAGUCACACUAUCCGUACUCCUACGAGUCCGUUCGGCGAGCGUAGGCCACCUCAGUCAGUUCAUGCGUCUGUCCUUUCGCCUGAAGCACUUCGCGUCAAGAUCAAGGAAGAGAAGGUCACAACAGCAUUUCGGGCUUUGAAGGCAUCGGCUCCACAGGUCAUCGAACUUGACUCGCCUACACCAUCAAAGAAGCGACCUCUUCCGACUGCAUCGUCCGCCCAUGUGGAUUCCAGCAAGAACCCAAAGAUCAAAGCUUCUUCGGUCUCUGACAUCCCCAACCCAGAGUUUUCAGGCAAUUCGUGUGUCCCCUGCGAUGACUUUGAUGACGAAGAUAUCAUGCCACAGGUCGGUCAGCAUCCUGAUGAAAUUGAGCGCAUGUUGGAAGCUAUCAUUGACGAAGAGUGCACAGAAAUGGACGUGGUGGACUCAAUGGCGUGGUGUCUGUAUGUUGCUAAAGGGGUGCAGCGCAUGAUUGCGAAGCGUCCGGCCGGCAAGAAGCAAGCUGAGUGGAACAAGAUUCCUUAUCAGAGGCAUUCAGAGGGUCCCAGUCAUGUUCGGAAAGAGCAAGUAAAGUGGCAGCGAAGCCUGGACGAGCUCUUGACUGCUACUCCCCAGGGCAUCAUACGCAUCUUACAGGAGGACAAGAUGCUACCCGACUGGACUGGUGCUGUAUGUCCUCAUUGCAACACAGGAAGACUCAGUUCCCUCAUGACUCGUCCCGGUUCUGAUCAUCUCGUGUAUCGAUGCAAUCGCAAGCAUUGUCAGCACUACAUCUCGCCUGUGGAGCUGCACCCGAUCUUCACAAAGACCAUGGGUUCAGAAGGCCACUCCCUACAGAAGCAAGCUGCCGCACUCUUACUUCGACUCGUCAACGUUCCUUUGGCUGACAUUCACAUCUUGACCCACAUGAACCACAAAGCAGUUGAGCACAUGAACAAGAACUUGUCACUUCUUCGCAAAGGUCAUGUGCAGGAAUCCGAAAAGUCCAUCUGCUUUGGAGGGAACCCCAAGAGUUGGAAAGAUGUUGAGGUCGAUGAGGCCACCUUUAACAAGAAAACGUUGCAAGAGUACGAACUCACAAAAGAUGAUGCUGCAGCAAGCAAAAACGUGCAGUGGGAGCAGUGGGGCGGCCUUAUUCAAAGAGGAUCUCCACACACCCUGGUGUUGACAAAGCUCAAUCCGGCAAUCACCGUGCCCAGAGCCCCAGGCCCAGGGGCUAUGCGCAAAAUUGACUGGAAACCUCUAGCAAACAAGUGGCUCAAAAACCGAUCCGUCGUGCUCCAUUCCGACUCCGCGCGUUCCUACCGCAUGAAGAUCCCUGGCGUCGUUCAUGAUGCUGUCACUCACAAGAAGAAGCGAGUGAAGCGGGGUGGUAAAUUCGUCUGGGUUCAACCUACCUAUGUCAAGGUGUCCAGCCACAAACUCCCGAAUGGACGCCGCAUCAAGACAAAGGCAUUUUUUUUUGCAUUUGCAUACGCAGCUCAAUGGUGA